Molecule: messenger RNA, 1445 nt
Organism: Cheilinus undulatus (humphead wrasse)
Lineage: Eukaryota; Metazoa; Chordata; Actinopteri; Labriformes; Labridae
Product: MICOS complex subunit mic25a-like
Exons: 8
Coding region: 96-842 (248 amino acids)
Cellular component (GO): MICOS complex; mitochondrion
Source: RefSeq, a predicted model, not a curated record
GCUGUCAUUGGGCAGGACUGAAACAUUAUUUUCAUGUUGGUAGCAUUAUUACACGUUAGACAAUUUCCAACACUGUCACUGAAAAACCUGAAGGUAUGGGCUCAGGAGAGAGUACGACCAGAAAAGUGUCUUUCGGUGUGGAUGAUGAGGACAGGGUCCGGAUUCUCCGCGGAGUCAAGUUAUCUGAAGAUGUUCUCCAGAGGAUGAAAGGAGUUGCCAACAUCCCUCCAGAACGCAAACCAUCAACAAACACCGCCCCUCUGAAAGACACAGGUGCUUCAAGUCCUCGACCCCAGCAGAAGAGCCCACAGAGCCAGGCGCAGCCCAAGACCCAGUCCAGCGCCAGCAAACCAGCAUCCAAUGCCAAGGAAGACCCGAAAAAGUUUGAGCGUCAGCAGUCAAAACUGAAGGAAGACUUGGCGAGGGCGGCACAGAAAGAAAGCGAGGCAGCGAAGGAGGAAAUGAUUAAAGCCAUGAGCCGGGAACGACACAACAAACGCCAGGAAGCAGAGAGGGCCAAACAACUGGCUCAGCAGCUCCAGAAGAAAGACUCACAGCUGAAAGCAUUGGAUGCUUUCUACAAGGAGCAGCUGGCACUACUGGAGAAGAGGAAUUUGGAAAGAUACCAGCAGAGUAAAGACCAGUUCCACCAAGCUGCCGAAAAGACCGAAGCAAACGUGAGGUAUCGCAGCACAGACCCAGUGUGUACCGGCCUGCAGGCUCAGAUUUUAUCCUGUUACAGAGUCAACAGGGAUCAGACCUUAAAGUGUUCAGACCUGGCCAAAGAGUACAUGCAGUGCAUCGAUGCUGCAAAGAAGAACCUGCUGGUCAACCAUGGAUGAAGACAAGAAGGAAAAGGGUAAAACAGUUACUGGCAAAGGCUUUUUACCUCGGCACUGAGAACAGAACAUGUUGCAUUUCUUUUUGAAAUAUAAGAAAGUUGAUUUGCUUUUAGAAUGCCUUGAUCUUAAACUUUCUUUUUAUGCUAUUUAUUUGAGUUAAAGUUGCUUUAUGACUCUGCACAGCUGCUUCACACACAGAAGGUUUUGGAAACAAAAAGAUGUGUACAUUAGAUUCAUGGCCUGAAGGAGUACACUUUCAAUUCAGCCUUUUACAACAUCAGCAGAGUGUUUCUCAGACCUGAGCUGUUAAGAUCCAUUCAGGAACAUUUGUCCAUCAUCUGAAUGUGAGCCUCAGUCCGUCUCAUCCUCUGCUGCUUUUGUUGAAGAAGAAAAAUUAUUUCAGGGAUGAAUUGAAUGGAGUGCAUUUAGACCGUCCUUGUUAUGAUCACAGACUGAGAGAAGAAAUGAGUUUUAUGACUUUGAGUUUUAUAGUUUUGUAUUUUUUUAAAGACAGGAACAAACUCAGGUAAUCCUGGCCAUGACUCUUACUCAUCUCGUGUAUGAUAUAGUGUAUGAUUUUAUUAAAACACUCAUAUCCUUUGA